Molecule: messenger RNA, 3225 nt
Organism: Culex quinquefasciatus (southern house mosquito)
Lineage: Eukaryota; Metazoa; Arthropoda; Insecta; Diptera; Culicidae
Gene: Cse1
Product: exportin-2
Exons: 6
Coding region: 176-3097 (973 amino acids)
Biological process (GO): protein export from nucleus; protein import into nucleus
Cellular component (GO): nuclear envelope; cytosol
Molecular function (GO): nuclear export signal receptor activity; small GTPase binding
Source: RefSeq, a predicted model, not a curated record
AUUCACUAACGGCCGGUUCGCCUUCGCUUUCGGACGCAAAAGUUUGUGCAUUUUUUCUCCACAAUUUGCAUUUAAAAGAAAAAGAGUUGUAAUUUAAUAUUGUAAGUUUGUUCGGCGGCUCUGCAAAGGCAAAGGUGCAAUCGUUCUAGUUUAAAAAGGAAAGCGGCGCCAAACGAUGGAAAUCAACGAAAACAACUUCGAGCGGCUGGCGAGCUACUUGCAGCAAACGCUGAGUCCCGACCCCGAGGUGCGCCGUCCCGCGGAACGCUUCAUCGAGAGCAUCGAGGUUAGUCAGAACUAUCCGCUGCUGUGUUUGCAUCUGAUUGACCGCGGCCAGGUGGAGAUUACGAUUCGGGUGGCGGCGGCGAUUGCGUUUAAGAAUUUUGUGAAGCGGAACUGGGGCUGGCACCUGGAGAAUGAUGGCCCGGACAAGGUGGCGGAGUCGGACAGGAACGGGAUCAAGAGUUUGAUCGUGCCGUUGAUGUUGAAGUCGCCGUCGUCGAUUCAGAAGCAGCUGUCGGACGCGGUCAGUAUCAUCGGGAAGUAUGACUUCCCGCUCAAAUGGCCACAGCUGAUGGACGAGAUGAUUGAGAAGUUUGGGACGGGGGAUUUCAACAUCAUAAACGGAGUGCUGCAGACGGCACAUUCGCUGUUCAAGCGGUACCGGUAUGAGUUCAAGUCCCAGGAGCUGUGGGAGGAGAUUAAGUUUGUGUUGGAUAAAUUGGCAAAGCCGUUGACGGAUUUGCUGCAGGCCACGCUUGGGCUGGCGGAGGCACACGCGGCUAAUGAGGAAGCGUUGCGGAUCAUUUACGGCUCGUUGGUGCUGGUUUGCAAGGUCUUUUACUCACUCAACUCGCAGGACUUGCCCGAGUUCUUCGAGGACAACAUGGAGACGUGGAUGAAGGCGUUCCACGUGAUGCUUACGGUGGACAUUCCUUGUUUGAAGACGGGGGAAGAUGAAGACGCUGGAGUUCUUGAGCAUUUACGCUCACAAGUCUGCGAGAAUCUCUGUUUGUACGCGCAAAAGUACGACGAAGAGUUCAGUCCGUAUAUGCCGCAGUUUGUGACGGCCGUCUGGGAGUUGCUGGUCAACACCGGAAUCCAAACGAAGUACGACACGCUGGUCUCAAACGCGCUCAACUUCCUGAGCACGGUUGCCGAUAGAAGUCACUACCGACAUCUGUUCGAGGAUCCGAACGUCCUCGCCAGCAUCUGCGAAAAGGUCAUCAUUCCAAACAUGGACUUCCGCGUCUCCGACGAGGAACUGUUCGAGGACAACCCCGAAGAGUACAUCCGUCGCGACAUUGAAGGUUCCGACGUGGAAACGCGUCGUCGCGCGGCCUGCGACCUCGUCAAAACCCUCUCCCAGAACUUUGAGUCCAAAAUCAUCGAAAUCUUCGGUCAAUACCUGCAAGUCCUGCUGGCCAAGUACGCCGAAAACCCCGCCAACAACUGGAAAACCAAGGACACCGCCAUCUACCUCGUAACCUCGAUGGCCUCCAAAGGCGCUACCCAAAAGCACGGCGUCACCCAAACCUCCGAACUCGUUCCGCUCCCCCAGUUCACCCAGCAGCAAAUCAUCCCCGAGCUCGAACGCGCCGACGUCAACGAACUGCCCGUCCUCAAAGCGGACGCGCUCAAGUUCAUCAUGGCCUUCCGCACCAUCCUCGGCCCGCAGAUCAUCGUCGCCACUCUCCCCCUGGUCGCCAAACACCUCGCCGCAGGCAACGUCGUCGUGCACAGCUACGCCGCCUGCACCAUCGACAAGAUCCUCGCCAUGAAGAACCCCGGCGACAACAAACCCAUCGUCACGAAAGAAAUCCUCACCCCGCUAAGCGCAGAACUCAUCACCGGUCUGUUCGCCGCCUUCACCGUGCAAGGUUCCAACGAGAACGAGUACAUCAUGAAGUGUAUCAUGCGCACGCUCAACACGCUGCAGGAAGCUUCGCUUCCGUUCAUGAUUGUGGUGCUGCCGCGGUUGACGGAGAUCCUGACCGUUGUGGCGCGAAAUCCUUCGAAACCCCACUUUAACCACUAUCUGUUUGAGACGCUGUCGCUGUCGGUGAAGUUGGUGUGCAAAGCGGAUCCAAACGCUGUGAGUUCCUUCGAGGAGGCGCUGUUCCCCGUGUUUCAGGGCAUUCUGCAGGCGGAUGUUCUCGAAUUCAUGCCGUACGUUUUCCAAAUGCUCUCGCUCUUCCUGGAGAUCCGCGAGGGCAAGAGCUCCAUCCCGGACACGUACCUGUCGCUGUUCCCCUGCCUGCUGGCACCCGCCCUCUGGGAACGUCCCGGCAACGUAACCCCGCUCAUCCGCCUGCUGUGCGCCUUUGUUCGCCAGGCCUCGCCCCAAAUCAGUGCCGAUGGCAAGCUGAACGGCGUGCUGGGCGUGUUCCAGAAGAUGAUCGCCUCCAAAAGCAACGACCAUGAAGGGUUUUAUUUGCUGCAGAACCUGCUGCUGCACUAUCCGGCCGAAGAGCUCAACCAGAGCAUGCGCCAGAUCUUCUCGUUGCUGUUCCAGCGGUUGAGCUCGUCCAAGACGACCAAGUUCGUGCGCAGCUUCAUCGUGUACAUGUGUCUGUACGCGGCCCGGGCCGGCGCGCAAGCCCUAGUCCAGAUGAUUGACACCAUUCAGGCUUCCAUGUUCGGAAUGGUCGUCGAGCGAAUCUUCAUCCCGGACAUCAACAAGGUGUCCGGCGAGCUGGAGCAGAAAAUCGUCUCCGUCGGCAUCACCAAGCUGCUCUGUGAAGCGCCCGAGAUGCUCGCCGACCCGUACGUCAAGUUCUGGCCCCAGCUGCUGCAGACCGUCGUCCAGAUCUUCGAGCUCCCCCCGGACGAGACCAACAUCGACGGCGACACCUUCAUCGAGAUUGAGGACGUGCCCGGCUACCAGGCCGCCUACUCGCAGCUCAACUUUGCCCAGGCCAAGCCGAUCGAUCCGCUGCCGGAGAUCUCGAACAUCCGGCAGUUCCUGGUGCAACAUCUCGGCAAGCUCGCCCAGAGCAAUCCGGGUAAGAUUGGCGCGCUGGUUGCGUCGCUACCGGCCGCCCACCAGGAAGCGCUGCAAAAGUACUGCGCCCAGAGCGGGGUGCAGAUCGCGUAAAGCUUCGGGUAAGAUUGUCCAGUUUAAUUAUUAUGCCCUUUUUUUUUGUUCUGAGCCAACUACAUUGAGAGUAUCAUCAAUUUAUGUGUAAGGAUUACGAAUAAAAACUACUAGGUGUUACUUUUUAA